Messenger RNA from Olea europaea var. sylvestris, 1255 nucleotides. RefSeq lists its product as uncharacterized. Lineage: Eukaryota; Viridiplantae; Streptophyta; Magnoliopsida; Lamiales; Oleaceae. Bases 78 to 1088 code for a protein of 336 amino acids. The transcript has 2 exons. The record is from RefSeq and is a predicted model, not a curated record.
CCCAAAAUUUGGAGAAGAAGUUUGCAGCAGCUGCUGGACAACCACCGUCAAUCCCCUGGCGCUCAAGGUCUCAAAGAAUGGAAAUGAGAGAAGAAAUGAGUAAGCUUGAGCCUGUUACGCGUUCUAGGCCUCUCUCAGUUGGAGAAUCUGAGUUUGGGCAUAUCGAAUUUGGUUCAUUUGGAGAUUCCACAUUGUGUUCUACUCCAGAAGUGCCUAGAUCAUACGUGGAAAAUGUGGAGAGGAAGAAGGGUCUUAAGCUGUUACCUGUUUCAGGUUCCCGAUCCAGAGCUAUAAAUGCUGAAGCAUCUGGAACUAGUUCGAAGACUCGCCCAUUUAGCAUUGGUUCUUCUUCGGAGAUGAAUAUGCUGAGAAAUUAUGACAAGACUUUGAUGGAUUGUGGAAAAGAGGACACAUUAAGGAAAGGAAGAGAAAAUAUCGAUUCUUUGGUCUCUGAUGUAAAAUUAUCAAAAGUUUUAUCAAGGGCAAAAUCUGUUAGAACAAUCAGAAAUAGUGGAUAUGUUGUGGAUGAAAUGAAAAGGGAGAAACCUUCAAGUCAAAUAGACGACAAGGUUGAAAUUACGCAUUACAAAUUUGAACUGGAUACAAUGGUGAAAAAAGGGGGCAAAAUAGAAGAGCUUGAAGACCCAUUAAUCAACACUGGAAACCAAGAUUUUAAUGGUGGGUGCCCUGCACCAAACUCGUCACUCCCUUACUCCAGCUCAUCACCGGCAAUCUGUUCAGAGGUCCAAACUCAACAAUGGGACAUAAACAAGAGGGUUGCUCCUAAAUAUCAGAAAGGAGGAAUACUAGACUUCGAUGAUCCUAGUGAGGUAGAGUGGGUUGCUUCCAAGUAUCAGAAAGGAGGAACACGAGACUUUGAUGACCCUAAUGAAGUAGAGAGUCAAGAAGGUUCGGGAAGUGAGUUUGACAUAAGCUCAGAUUCAGAGGAUGCUAGAACUUUCCUUGACGAUAAUUCAGAACUAGGAGGAAGUGAAGUUGACAGGAAAGCUGGUGAGUUUAUAGCAAAGUUUAGAGAGCAAAUUAGGCUUCAGAAGAUUGCACUUGCUAAAGGAAAUAGUGGUUGUUAGUUCCUAAUUGAGGUUGUCUUCACUCUGCAAAACAAACUUGCUGAUAUGUAGUUAGAACUUAGAAACGGACAUUUAUUUCCAUUUCUGCUGCCCUACACUCCUGUCUCCUUUCAAUUUGUUUACUGGUUAUCUGACUUUUCUAAUACUAACAGAUGCAUUGCUUUUGC